AUGGCGGAGGGCGGCGGCGGGCCGGCGCGCAGGAAAGCGCUAUCGCUGCUGGAGGCGGCCCGAUCCCGGUACGAGAGCCUGCAGAUCUCCGACGACGUCUUCGGGGAGUCGGGCCAGGACAGCAGCGGGAACCCCUUCUACAGCACCUCGGCCGACUCCCGCUCCGCCGCCUCUUCCCAAGACGAGGACGACGACGACGAAGACCAGGGGCGGCCGGGGGUGCCGAGCCCGCGGGGCAGGGCGGCCCGGCGCCAGGAGGAGGAGGAGGAAGCGGAGAAGGGGGGCUGGACCCGAUCGCUGCGAGACGUCCCACCCCCUCAUUUCAAGGAUGGCAGCGGUCCAACACGAAAAAUGCCCCCGACUGCCAGUGCCAUGGACUUUUUUCAGCUCUUUGUCCCUGACAAUGUACUAAAGAAUAUGGUGGUCCAGACCAACAUGUAUGCCAAGAAAUACCAGGAGAGGUUUGGUAGUGAUGAUGCCUGGAUUGAUGUCACCUUGACAGAAAUGAAGGCCUUCUUAGGCUACAUGAUAUCAACCAGCAUCCACCACUGUGAGUCUGUUCUCAGCAUCUGGAGCAGCGGCUUCUACAGCAACAAGAGCAUUGCACUUAUCAUGACACAAUCAAGGUUUGAGAAGAUUCUGAAGUACUUCCACAUUGUGGCCUUCCGCUCGAGCCAGACAACACAUAGCCUCUACAAAAUCCAGCCUUUUCUGGACUCUCUGCAGAAUGGCUUUGACUCUGCUUUCAGACCUUCGCAAGCCCAGGUACUACAUGAGCCCCUGAUAGACGAGGAUCCUGUUUUCAUUGCUACCUGUACAGAGAGGGAGCUGCGCAAGAGAAAAAAGAGGAAAUUCAGUCUUUGGGUUCGGCAGUGCUCGUCUACUGGUUUCAUCUGCCAGAUUUAUGUCCAUCUCAAAGAAGGGAGUGGUGCUGAUGGGUUGGAUGCUUUGAAGAACAAACCACAGCUUCACAGCAUGGUGGCCAAAAGCCUUUGUCAAAACGCCUCUGGGAAGAACUACAUCAUCUUCACAGGCCCAAGCAUUACCAGCCUGAAUCUCUUUGAAGAAUUUGAGAAGCAAGGUAUUUACUGCUGUGGGUUGCUGAGCACCAGGAAGAGUGACUGCACAGGCCUACCUCCAUCCAUGCUGAACAAUUCUGCAACUCCACAGUCCAGAGGACAGUACAGAAUAAGGAUGAAGGGAAACAUGUCAUUGAUUUGCUGGUACAAUAAAGGGCACUUUCGUUUUCUGACCAACGCCUAUUCUCCAGUUCAACAAGGAGUUAUAAUUAAGAGAAAAAGUGGAGAAAUUCCAUGCCCACUGGCAGUUGAAGCCUUUGCUGCUCACCUUAGCUACAUCUGCAAAUAUGAUGAUAAAUACAGCAAGUAUUUCAUUUCUCACAAACCAAACAAGACCUGGCAACAAGUGUUCUGGUUUGCCAUCAGCAUCGCUAUAAAUAAUGCCUACAUCCUCUACAAAAUGUCAGAGGCCUACCAUGUGACAAGGUACAGCCGUGCACAGUUUGGUGAAAGACUUGUAAAGGAGCUUCUGGGCUUGGAGGACACCUCACCCACCCAUUGA
Molecule: messenger RNA, 1581 nt
Organism: Cinclus cinclus
Lineage: Eukaryota; Metazoa; Chordata; Aves; Passeriformes; Cinclidae
Gene: PGBD5
Product: piggyBac transposable element derived 5
Exons: 8
Coding region: 1-1581 (526 amino acids)
Biological process (GO): non-replicative DNA transposition
Cellular component (GO): nucleus
Molecular function (GO): transposase activity
Source: RefSeq, a predicted model, not a curated record